UUGGUAUCUUCCCAUGCCCUUUCCUGGGGUCGCAAAGGGCAAACAGCUCAGCAGCCCCAUCCGCCUGGCGAGGGUCCCGGGGGCCUUGCAGUGGUGGAGGCUGCAGGAGGCCCGUGGGCCCAGCCCGGGGUGCACAGGCCUCCCCCAGGAUCUUCCUCGGUCCCAGCAGCUCUGGCAGCUCUGCCUGCCCUCAGCAGGCCCCCCACCAGGCCUGCAGCCUCACCUUCAGGUCCUGACCCAGCCCAGGAGCAACACUGGGCCCUGUCUCUUCCUGUCUGCCUCAUCUACUGCAGUAGAUGAAGAUCUGGGGGAGGGGGGGCACCCUCUCCCCAAUUUCUGGGAUUCCUUUCAGGUGGCCCUAGAGGCCACCCUGCGAGGAUGGUCAGGAAGAAUGGGCACAGCCCAGGAGGAAGGCAGGUGGCCUGGCCGUCUGGGACCCGCAGGCCAGGCCUCCUUUCAUCCAGAGCCCGGACUCGGGUCCCGAGCUGCGGCGUGUGCCUGCCCCUCGCUCUCGCCGGGGUGGUGGUCUCAUGAGCAGGCAGUGUUUUUACCCAGUGACGUCGUUUAUGCUGACAGAUGCCGGAGGGGCCGCUCGCGGAGGGUGGGGCAGCGGGAGGCCUGUGCUGUGUGUCCCCUGCACCAGCCUCACUUGGAGCAAGACUGCGCCACCCCUGCCCCGAGGCGGGACUCGCCAGAUGCUGAGAAGGCGCUUAUUCUCGCUAAGUGCUGUUUUGGCACCGCUGUUAAUUGCAAUUUCUAUUCUGCAGCAUUUGACGAGGGAAAGGAACCCCCCCUAAUGGCCCCCGAUCGGCAGGGCUGGGCUGUUAAGCAGCGGACCAUAUGCUGCCUGGUCAGCUCCGGCGUGUGUGCGUGCAUGUCUGCGUACACCUGUACUGUAGUCCACAGUGACGUGUGCAUGGCGUGUGCGUGCAUGUGUGCACACUCGUGUGCAGGGUAUGUGUGUGUGUAAGAACCCGAUGGGGUGGGAGGAGAGGGAUGGAGGAAGGCGGGUCUGGCAUUUAUGCCUUUGUUAAAGGGAGACCCACCCCAAGGCCACCUCCUGCCACAGGCCUGCAGGUGCUCCUGAGGCAGCUGGAGCCUGAGGGACACAGAGACCCGCCCCUCUCUGUUCUGGGGCUUUCUCCUCUUCACCUGUCAGUGUCCCAGCCCCAGGAGGCCGACUGCGGACACCCCCUUUCAUACAGCGGGGUUCUCUCCCCGCCUCUCAGCUGCCCUCCCGAGGGCAGGAGGAGCAGGCCCAGGGCCUCUGGUCCAGGCCUCGGAGGGUCAGUGGGCGCCCUGGCUGGGGAGGCGCAGCUCGGCGGCUGGACGCCAGGCCCACACCCCCUUAAUCACGAGGGGACAGAGAGGGACCUGGGCUGAAAGGGGAGGAGCGGGCCCCGGGGCCUGAACCAGUGCAUUGGCCCUGAUCGUCCCACGUCCUGGAGUCCAGGCCUGGAGGCCCCGCCCUGAUGGCCCCCUCGGGGCCUCAUGGUGCUGGGGCAGCGCAGCCUCCUGCUGCCCUGGCCUCACUACUGGCUCCGUUAGGAUUUGAGAUUUGCGGAGACCUUGUAAGGAAGGAAGUUACUGGCUGAGGGAGCCUGGCCGUUGGCAGGGUUUCAGCCUAAACAGUGAGGCGAGGGAGCCGUGGGUGGGGUGUGAGCACCCACAGUUCUCAUGGCCUCGCCCGAGUCCUGCAGGGAAGGGACAGGACUGUGAGGGAGGGCCCGGCCCCUCCGAUGGCCACCGUCCCAUUUGCAUUGGGAUGCAGGAUUCUAACUAGUAGUGUCAGUCCACUGGGCACGAUGAACAAAUAACCCACAGACAUUUAAAAACAAAACUGUGGGUCUGACACAGACCACAGUGUCAUCGAAACGAUCCACUUUCCAACGCUCUUUCUAAAGCUCUCAAGUGUGGGGCUUGGUGACAGUCACAGGGCAGCGCCCCUGUGGCGCUCCCCCCGGCCCCGUGGACCUGGGGACACGGUGGCCAUGGGCUGCUCGCCUGCCAUGCUUGGUCACGGAGCUGAGGCCAGGGUCUGGCCAGUGGGUCAGAGGGAGGGAUGCUGCUGUGCUGACCCUGCCACGUCUUUAAUGGGGAGCCGAGGCCCCUGCUGUGCUCACCUGCGGCCGGGUGCAUCCGCACAGGUGGGUGCUUGUUGCACAGGUGGGUGUGCACGCAACAUGUGACGCCCUGCAGGCCUCGGGCAUUGCCAGCCCUGGCACCAGCCGUACCUCCGACCACUGCCCAUCAGAGUGUGACUCUGACCAGAAACAGUUGAGCCUAAGGGGCUGGGUUAGCCACGGGGGUCCCACAGUUUGUGUGUGACCAGGUGCUAAAUGACUAUGUGUCACCUGCCUUUCGAUGCCAGACCGUGUCCUCUGGUGAUGCUGCUCCUGAGUUUGUGUUUAAACUACAUUUUGUUACUUUCAUGUACAUUUGUGGCAUGUGGAGUCUCAAAUAAAGUGGACUUGGUUUUGAGAA
Messenger RNA from Myotis davidii, 2484 nucleotides. RefSeq lists its product as uncharacterized. The record is from RefSeq and is a predicted model, not a curated record. The coding region runs from base 14 to 970 and encodes 318 amino acids. Lineage: Eukaryota; Metazoa; Chordata; Mammalia; Chiroptera; Vespertilionidae. The transcript is spliced from 2 exons.